UGUUUUUUUUCUUCAAUCCAAUCGGAUUGACCUUCGAUUCCAGUCCUGAGGCUUUGCGAUGAUGGGCGGUGGUCCAUGCAUCAUGCUGCUGCUGCUGCGUACCACAUGCGCCCAGUCCCAGUCCACGCACAAGAGGCCUACAGCUACAUCCCAGUCGAAUCCAGAGCUUUGACGGGAAAGAAGAUGGAAAGCGAAAACAACUGGAUGACACAUAAAAGUACUGCUUUUCUUGCCUUUCUUCCUCUCUCUCUCUCUGCACUGAUAAAAAUCUCGCUUUUUCCCCUAAUUCUUCUCUGCUUUGCAGCUUGCAGGUUACGUUGAUUGAUCUUGGAUCGAUUUGUGCAGCUGAUUCUUCGGGCUCCUAUCGUCAGUCGUCAGAGCCAGUUCUUGGUCAAAGAAUCGAUCUUUGUUUAUUCGUCCUCGGCUUCGAUUGGCAAUGUGCGUUGCUCGGACGAGGGUAAGUGAAAGAGGAGAAAGUGAAUGCGUUUUUAACCGGAGCAAAAUGUAUUAGGGUUCCUUGGGUGACCGCCUCGCCGGCGAACGAUGGCAACCGACGUACGGCCACGAGAUCCGAGCAUUCAGUCUCCCAUGGUCCCCCUCGCAACCCUCAUCGGCCUGGAGAUCCGAGGCGGCAAGUCUGAGAAGCCCUCCAUUAAGUACGGCAACGCCGCCUUCGCUAAGAGGGGCGAAGAUUACUUCCUUGUGAGGCCCGACUGCUUCCGGGUUCCAGGCGACGCCACCUCCUUGUUCUCGGUCUUCGCGAUCUUUGAUGGGCACAAUGGAGCUUCAGCUGCUGUAUUCGCAAAAGAACACCUUUUGGACCACGUCAUGAGCGUAAUUCCACAGGGAAUUAGUAGAGAAGAGUGGCUUGAAGCCCUUCCCCGGGCGCUUGUCGCUGGUUUUGUUAAGGCAGACACCGAUUUCCAGCGAAAAGGGGAGACUUCCGGGACGACAGCAACACUCGUUGUCAUUGACGGUUGGACUGUGACAGUUGCAUCUGUUGGCGAUUCGCGCUGCAUACUAGACUCACAGGAUGGCGUAGUUUCGUUGCUUACAGUCGACCAUAGACUGGAAGAGAAUGUUGAGGAGAGAGAGCGUGUCACUGCUAGUGGUGGGGAGGUUGGAAGACUUAACCUUUGCGGAGGGAAAGAGGUUGGGCCACUUAGAUGCUGGCCUGGUGGGCUAUGCCUCUCCAGGUCAAUUGGAGAUACAGAUGUAGGCGAGUUCAUCGUCCCAAUUCCUCACGUGAAGCAAGUGAAGCUUUCUGCUGCUGGAGGACGGUUGAUAAUUGCUUCUGAUGGCAUAUGGGAUGCUCUUCCAUCUGAGCUAGCUGCCAAAGCUUGCCGAGGACUUCCUGCAGAACUUGCUGCAAAGCUUGUGGUGAAGGAAGCUUUGCGAAAAAGUGGCCUAAAAGAUGAUACAACUUGCCUAGUUGUUGAUAUAAUUCCACCAGAACAUACAUUUGUACAAUCUCCAACAAUAAAGCAGCAAAACAAAUUCAGAUCUCUUAUUUUCGGGAAGAAGUCAAAGAAUGGUGUUGGAAAACCUACCAAAUUGUCUUCUGUUGGAGCUGUGGAGGAGUUAUUUGAGGAGGGGUCGGCUAUGCUGGAAGAAAGACUGGGAAAAAAUUUCUCGCCGACGGAGGACUCAGGGACUCUUCGAUGUGCUAUCUGCCAGACAGAUCGAGUGUUGGAUGAUGAUCUAUUAAUCGAUUCCAGCGAUUCAUUUUCUGCAACAUCGAAAGCAUGGGAGGGUCCCUACCUUUGCCAUGAUUGCCGGAGAAAGAAAGAUGCCAUGGAGGGAAAACGGCCUCGCGAAUCGACGAUGUCCAGGUGAAAUACAAUGUGCAGCUAAAUUAAUCUAGUAGUAAAUGUAAAAUGAGUAAUGCGAAUAAUAAACUGUCAGGCUGAUGCUCCUCCAAGUUCAUCGUCUAAUUGUUGUUUGAUGGAUGUAAAAUGUGUGAUAUCUUAGAUUAUGUAGCUUUGAAGACUAACCGAUUCCCGCGUUUGUAUGAACCAGUAUCGAUGCAAUCCUAGUAUUUCCAAGAAAA
Molecule: messenger RNA, 2050 nt
Organism: Zingiber officinale
Lineage: Eukaryota; Viridiplantae; Streptophyta; Magnoliopsida; Zingiberales; Zingiberaceae
Product: probable protein phosphatase 2C 33
Exons: 8
Coding region: 544-1836 (430 amino acids)
Biological process (GO): protein dephosphorylation
Molecular function (GO): protein serine/threonine phosphatase activity
Source: RefSeq, a predicted model, not a curated record